GACGAGACAAGCCGCUGAAUUUAAUUCUAUUUAACUAUUAAAUUGAGGGAGCAAAAGUAGUAUCAGCUCCAAAUAUCGGCUCAAGAAAAUCGGCAGUACGUAUCGGUCAUCAGCUAAGGCUCCUCAUCCAACUGACCACCAAUCUGAGGAAGCUCCCUCUUUUGUCCUGGACCACCACCUCCUGCUGUCUGCAUUUUUGUUUCCUUGGAUGGAAGUUUUGUGUUCCUCUGAGCGGUUUUGAGCCGCCAUGCCAGAAAUCCAGUGCCGCUUUGGCUGUCAUAGAAAUGUUCCUGACCAAAGACAGACAAAAGUUAGUGAAAAACAUAAAACAUAAAUUUGAAAGGAUUUUACCACCAAGAUAUUAGAAAAAUGAGGGAGAAAAAUAAAACUGCUAAUGCUGUGUAUUAAAAAAUUUUUUUUUAGAAAAGGAUUUUUUAUUGCAUAAGACUGUAGUGCAGAUUUUGAUUGCAUCUUAAAGUGAUAGUUCAACAUUUUGGCAAAUUCGCCCAUUACCUCAUUACCUUUCAUUAGCUUGCCAAUACUUACAAAGCAGAGACGGAGUGUUAACUGUAGUACACAGAGUUGAAGCAGACUGUACAGCCGCUCUUUCCCUCAAAACUAAUAAAUAACACACCCCAACAAUUUCAAAACACUCCUAUGGACACGUCAUGGCUUGCAACGAGUCGAGUUGAGUGCCUAAACAUAGCUCUACUAAAAUCUCUCUAACUUUGCAGUGCUUCACUAUAUUAGCAUGACACUUGGCACAGAUAAUGUUCAGAUGUUAUGCUACAAUUUCAAGAGGUUUUGGGCUACAGUAGCAUAAUUCAGAAGGUGUUAUUCACUCUAAAAAUUUAAAUUUUUGUCAGGCGGAAAUUAAAUAUGUAAUUUAUGCUGUGUUCAAUCUUCAUUUAUUAUGACCCAGUAACAUAUAUGGUCCUUUCACCUCUACAGGCAUCUCACAAGUGUUACCUUUAUUAUGAUACCUAUAUUAUUCAUAUAGACCUUGUAGUUGCAGAGAUUGACUAUAUUCAUGUUGGAAAUGUCAUUUUCGAGCAGGACCCUGAGCCAGAGGCCUAGGGAGGUUAAAGACUAAAAAAGAAAUUCAUGACUUAUGCAUCAACAUAGCCAAAGUUAUCCAAAAAAAGUAUGUUUCUGUAUAAAUACAUUUAAAAUUGUAUAAAGGGAUUUAUUGAUACAAUUCAAAGUACAAUUCAAAAUUAGCUAUGUAAUCAAAGUAAGACUUACAUAUCCCUUCCUGGAGAGGGGAUCUUUCAAUGCAGGGAACAAGGUAACAAUUCCCAGUGCGUAUUUCUCUUUAUUGGUUCGCUGAGGGAUUCUCGUGAAGAGAAAUACAGUUUAUUCUUGUUUGUUUAUUAAGCUAUUAAGCAUCAGUGCUUUAUAAGGGUGGAAUAAUACUAUUACUUAAGUAAUGAAAAUCACACGCAGUUUUCUGUAACAAGACUGUCUUGUAUAAGUCAUCAUCCGUGUUCACCAGAGCGCUUUUUUAAACUUCCCUGGGAUCUGUAUAAUUCCUCCGAAAAGCAGAUCAUAUACCAAAGUAAGAUUAUUUACUGUAUAAGAUUGUAUGAUCACCUACCCCUAUCCUGGGUAUGUUGAACUUGCUUCGUAGUAUAGGCUCCAGGUCAGAGGACCUAAGGCUACAUCCAUAUUACUAUAUUUUUAAAACCCAUCAAGGUUGCUACGUUUAGAGCUCUCGUUCCACACAACUCCAGGGUGUUUACACCCCAAAAAUUGAGAACUUUGGAACCUCUGCUGGCCCAGUUUUAGUUUGCAAACUUUGGGGGAGCUUUGUAGGGUUGGGCAAAAAUUGCAGGGAUUUAGAAACUGUCACCAACAUUCGUCUUCUUAUUGGUUCUUGUCAGUCACAACUGAUCUAACAGAGGUGAAUGCCCUAGUUUCCCGGAUGUAGAAGUGACGUUGUGACCAAGGUCAAGCUAGAGCACCGUAAUGGCGGAAAGGGGAGAGACGAACACUGAGGGAAACAUGGAUGAUGAAGGACAACUCGUGUUUUAAAAGAACAGCUUGUCUGUUAUUCGGGAGUAUUUUGAAUACAGAAGAGAUGACGUGAUACAAAGGCAAGUAUUCUGCAAGUCAUGCCGAACACUUGUGGCAACUACCAGGGGGAACACGACGUAUCUUCAUAGCCACCUGCAACACAACCACAAAUAACUGUACGAGGAGUUAAAAAAAACUAGCUAGAUUUCUACAUUCCAUCACGGAAUUACUUCACCCAAGUGAAUUAUUCCAAAAAUGUUCGACACGUGUCGGAAGACUGUGAAAGCAGAGCUGAGUCAAGUUGAGAACGACAGAGCCUUAUUUGACCCUCACAGUGCAUUUUCUCACUGAAGACAUCAAACUUAAAACCCAAUCCCAGAAUUGCACACCAGUGAAAAUAUAGCUCAUGUACGGCGUGAUGUGUUUGCCAGCUGGAAAUUAAAUGAAGAGCCGUAAGUGUGUAUCGCCACGGAUUCGGCCACAGGAUGCAUCUCGCUAUCGAAAAUGCUAUUAAAGAUGAUGACCGUAUUGCUAGAGCUGCUGGGCUUUUCAAAGAGUUGGUUGGACAUUUCUCCCAUAGCUACAAACAGAAGGUGGCACUAAAAGAAGCACAAAAGGAACACAGCCUCCCAGAGCACUCACUCAUCACAGAAUGCCCUACCAGGAGAGUUAACACAAGGGGAGCUGUACUCGGCCAUCAAGAAAGAGAAGGAGCAGACGGAGCCAGGAGACUCCAGCACCACACAUUUCAGUGGAGAGAUGCACUUCUAUGAAUUUGUGGAAGACACUAAAGAUGGGAUCUGGCUGGUUCAGGUCAUUGCCCAGGACCAGGAAGCUCUGCUCAGUAAGUCCAACUGGGGUAAGAUGGUGCAGAAAGUAUCUCAAUUCGGGAUCAGAACUGGAACCUUUAACUGCUCUAAUGACUACAGGUCAUGUAUCAAGCGUGGCUGGCAGCACUCCACUCUCAUCAUGUCUGUUCCUCAGACUUCAGCGUCCAAGGGCAAAGUGAUGCUAAAAGAAUACAACGGCUGUCAUAAUGAAAUUGAACACAUUUUCCGCUGGAUGACCUCACAUGUGGCUCAUCGAAUUAAAACCCUGCGUCAGUCUGAGCAGCUAGUGGAGGAGUGGCGCUUUGACCCAGCCCACCCAGUGAAGAUGUUUCUGUUUGCCCGACUGUCUCAGCCCCCCGCCUUCUUCUCCUCGCUGUCCAUCAAGUUCACUGGCAGGAUUGAGUUCAUCUUUGUUGAUGUGAGUCACUGGGACAACCACAGCAGCCUUAAGGAGAUCGGUGUGACACAUAGCCCUGCCUACAUCUUCAAGAUGCCUGAAGGCAUCUAUCGCUAUGGCAACAGUACGGGGGAGUUUCUGUCCUUAGCUGCCAUGGACACUUUCCUGCGUUCGGUCCAGCCGGAGGUCAAUGACCUGUUUGUCCUUAGUCUGGUCCUCAUCAACUUGCUGGCCUGGAUGGAUCUCUUCAUUACACAGGGAGCAACAGUGAAACGAUUUGUAGUUCUGAUCCGAACACUUGGAACCUACAACUCCAUCCUGCUGGUGUCCUGGCUUCCUGUUCUGGCUCUGCUCCAGCUGCCUUAUCUGGACACUCUAUAUGGUUACAGUCUAAAGCUGCUUCGUUAUGCUGACACCACGACACUGGCCAGUCUGGUGAGGGCUGACUGGACCUUCUACUCAUCCCACCCUGCUCUAUUUCUGUCCACCUACCUGGCCCAUGGCCUACUAGUUGACUUAUUUGAGAAGAAACGCCGCUGUGGUAUCAGGAGCCGAGAGGAGAGCACCACAAACCUGGAGUGGCUGGCCAGUCUGUGGGACUCGUAUACUUCUUAUCUGCUCCACCCUAUUGCAUCACUGCAGCAGGUCCCAACGGACCACUCAGACUGGGAGGAUGAUCCUAACUUUUUGUUUGAGCGUUUGGCUUUCCCUGAUCUUUGGCUUCACCCAUUAGUGAAUGUGGACUACAUUAAAACCCUGCCAACGUGGAGGUUCAGAGCUGUGGGUCAGCAGCAUGGGGGCAGCUCUGGUGUACAGCCGCAUGAAGAGACAGAAAGUUAUGUUUCAGACACAGAUAAUUUUCCUCAUACAGGUCCCAGCACACCUCAAAACGAGAGUGAAAGGCAUAAGAGGUCACUGUCCAGUAAGAAUAGCAGCACCCAGUUGUGUCUGUACAGCAAUAUGGAGCCUAGCAGCAACCAUCUGUGUGUGUGUGACAGGGCAGUAGAUAACAGCCACCUCACACCUCCAGCUGUCUCUAACCAGCAGCACUGUGACUGGUUAGUGUGGCCCUGUGAUAUGCUGCAGUGCUCAGAAUGUGUGGUGUGUCUGGAGAACUUUGUCAGUGAGGAGCUGCUGAUGGGUCUGCCCUGUGGCCAUGCCUUCCACCAGCAGUGCAUUGUGGUUUGGCUGGCAGCGGGCCGACACUGCUGUCCAGUGUGUCGCUGGCCCAGCUACAAGAAGAAACAGCAGAGAGGUGCAAAGAUCAACUCUGCUGAAAACACUCUGCAGGACUGAUGGAUAGGUCUGACUUAGCCCUGCCCAUCUCCAUUGCCUCUCUACUCACUGCCCACAGGCAGUCAUCAUCACAGCUAGCUUGUAGUAAAAGUCGGGACAGGGGAGGCGAGAAGGAAGUGUGAGUUGAAUUGAAGAGGGGUGCUGUUGUCAUUAACUAACAAUCAUCUUGUUUCCAUUCCUGUUGAAGGCAAUGGUCUGGCCCUCAUGACAGACAGAUGGAAGCCUACAAAAUUCACCAUGGUCCCUGUAUAGAGAGGCUUCAGAUUCACACGCUAAUCACAGUUCACAAACUUUGCACUGCAAUAAAAACAUAUUUCCUUGUUGUUUGUUUGCAGGACUGUGAGGAUAUUAGAUUACAUUCUAACCAGGUACCACCAGAGUGACUACAGGCAAGACAAGAAGCUACUUAUCAAGCAAAUUGCCUUAAAACACACACGUCUGUCCUAGACCAAUGACAUACUUCUUAAAAAAAAAAAAGAUUAAACUUUUAUAUGAUGUAUGUCCAUGAUAUCAGUACAACAAAAGAAAGAAAGUCCUCCUCUGCCUUGUCCCCACCAACCACUCCUUAGAAUCUUUAAUAUGUAUUUGGAUUAUUCAGAACAUUUCCUGCCCCACCACUGUCAUCAGUUUCUACUUUAAUUCGGCCCUAUGACGUUUCAUAGUGUCUCUAGUACUUUUGAAUUGCAGCACUUAAACUGUGAGUCAUCUCCCCAGGAGACAAGCAAAUGUGCUUUUUAGGAUUCUUGUUGUUAGUUAAUGGUUUCCUGCAUCACAGUCCCCCUGGUUGUAACCGACUAGUUUAAUGUGCAUUAAACCACAGAGGGACAGGCUUUAAACAGGUUGCUCAUACAAGAAGAUGAUAUUCCCGAUCUGAUUCUAUCAAAUUGGCUCUGGGUCAACCCUUAUUAACAGAACCAGUAGAGACUCAUUGGCAUUACCUGCCCCUGCCUGUUGGUUAAAAUGUUCUGUCAAAGAGAGGCAGGAAAGUAUGACACGUAACACUGUUGUGGUAUACUGUUUGACCUUGUGCUCACUCAAGACAAGACAACUGCAGAGUUUGCACUUUUCCACCUGUACGUGUUGAUGUCUACAUGCACUAACCACAACACUAAAUCUUGUCAACACCCAUGUGUUAGAGAAAGGGGUUUGCCAUAUGCUUAUGUAUCAGCAAUGCUUCAGGUAUACACACGUUUUUGACACAAAUGAGUGGUAGAGUAUGUGACUGUGCUGUCAAGCUAGAAAACUAACCACAGUUAAAGCUACUCCCACCAGGGGUCACAGACAAUUAUCACCAGUUCAGCAGUUCCCCUCGGCUUCUCAGAGCACUCUAGCAUUUUUUUGGCAUUUUCUCUCACCAACAUCAUUUACUGCUUCAAACAGCAGACAGACGGUAAAAGCGAGCAUCUGGUGAACAUUGGGGAGCAUUUAACAGCUGAAGAGCCCGAUAUUUUCCUCGGGAGGUGGUAGAGACUAAACACAGAGCUAAAAGAGAGGGAACACUGGACUUGGAAUUAUCACAAGAUGCAUGUGUUCGUGGCUGCCUUACCAUUGCUUUACCAAGAAGGGACAUGAAACAACCGCAUAUGAAUUUUACAUGGUGGGUGUCAUCAAUCUGUCUUUAUAUAAACCCAUUUCAUUAGCAGUGAAGCUUAUGCUGAGGAACAAAAAGGUUUGAGGGGAAUAAACAAAGUGCACGCAUGGUUUUUAUUUUUUUCCUCAUGAAUCUCAAUGUUGUCUUGACUCAAUAAAAAGGGAGUAAAUAACUUCCAUUGAGCUGUGACUUGCUGACAUCAGGAUGUGCGGCUCUCACUUCCAUCUGCUGCUGACAUAUCCAAAUAUGUUUUCUCAAAUAAUAAUAAUGUUGAAGGGAUAUUUUCACAUUUUGAAUUGGAUGUUUGUUUGGAACCAUAUUUUUUUUUAGCCUUGAGUUACUGUACAGUAUGAAUGACUUGCUGAUAAUAGAAUAUGACUGGGUAGUAUUGUUGCUGCUACCCUCUGGCAAACAGAUUUUAGCAAACUAGGGAAGCAUAUCUUCUGACUUGCAUAUCUAUUGCCUGACCUUUAGGUUACAGUUUAACUCUUAAAACACAUUCUUUGCUAAUGAUGACUCAUUAUGAAUACAACUCGAAGUGGCUGCUAGCAGACUGUCACUUUACCCUGCAGUUUCAAAAAAUCCUGAUCUCAAAUGUCCAAAACUAUCAACCUUAAGUGCAUAGACUCAUCCCGCUCAUUCCUGCUGUAGGUGAAUGGCAAGAAAAGAAACAUGCUGUUAAAGUCUACAAAAUAAAAGUGUUUUAGAACUU
Molecule: messenger RNA, 6842 nt
Organism: Scophthalmus maximus (turbot)
Lineage: Eukaryota; Metazoa; Chordata; Actinopteri; Pleuronectiformes; Scophthalmidae
Gene: rnf103
Product: ring finger protein 103
Exons: 8
Coding region: 2776-4539 (587 amino acids)
Biological process (GO): protein ubiquitination
Cellular component (GO): endoplasmic reticulum
Molecular function (GO): ubiquitin-protein transferase activity
Source: RefSeq, a predicted model, not a curated record